Molecule: messenger RNA, 1878 nt
Organism: Leptopilina boulardi
Lineage: Eukaryota; Metazoa; Arthropoda; Insecta; Hymenoptera; Figitidae
Product: UDP-glucosyltransferase 2-like
Exons: 5
Coding region: 155-1738 (527 amino acids)
Molecular function (GO): UDP-glycosyltransferase activity
Source: RefSeq, a predicted model, not a curated record
GACCAUGUGAUACUCUUGUCACACCAUUCGAGAUAAUCGGUUUCAUUAUUGAAAGCUAUUGAGAAUAACAAUAAAUUUUAAGUGGAAAAAAAAAUUAUUCUUUAAAAAAAAUAUUCUAGUGUUAAUUUAAACUCAGUGUUAAUUAAAUUCCAAAAUGGGAUAUAUUUUAACAAUUAUAACAAUUGUCACUCUUGUUAUUAUUAAUAAUAGUGAAAUAAGUGAUGGCUACAGAAUAUUGGGAUUAUUUCCAUUAAAUGGUAAAAGUCAUUUUGUUAUGUGUGAACAAUUAAUGAAAACUCUUGCCAAAAAGGGUCAUCAAGUCGAUGUUGUUAGUCAUUUUCCACUUAAAAAACCAUUUUCUAAUUAUAGAGAUUUUAGUUUAAAAGGUUCAAUACCAAAUGUUGUUAAUAAUUUAACUUUUCAACAAUUUAACCAAUUUACCCAAGGUUCUUUUAAACAUUUUGUCGAUAUUACUGGAAAUGAAAUAUGCAAGUUAUUAAACCAUCCAGUCAUCAAUAAUAUCAUUAAAAAUCCUCCCAAUGAUCCACCGUAUGAUCUCGUCAUUGUUGAAGUAUUCGCUGCACAUUGCUAUUUUGCAUUUGGACGACAUUUAAAAGUGCCAAUGAUUGGUGUUUCAACAGCGGCAUUAUAUGAUUGGAUUAGUGAACCAAUAGGAAAUCCAGCUAAUCAGGCAAUUAUUCCCGGCGCAUUUUCAGGAUUAAAUUUUAAAAUGAAUUUUUGGCAACGAUUAAAAAAUACAUUAAUGUCACAUAUAAUUAAAAAUGGUUUCAAUUAUUAUGUUUCUGAACAAUCGAAAUUUGUUGAUCAAUAUUUUGGUCCAGGAUAUCCUGGUAUUUAUCAACUUUCCAAAGAAUUUGCUCUAUUGUUAGUAAAUUCACAUUACAGUAUUAAUGGAAUUCAACCUUUGACUCAAGCUGUUGUUGAAGUUGGAGGUUUACAUAUCGAAGACAGUGGAAUUAAAUUGGAUACGGAUCUUCAACAAUGGCUUGACGAAAGCACAAAGGGCUGUAUUUAUAUAUCGUUUGGAUCAAUGGUAAAAAUAGAAUCCUUCCCUAUUGAAACUCUCAAAGCUUUUUAUUCAACUUUUCGAAAUAUAGCGCCAGUUCGAGUUUUAAUGAAAAUCGCAAACCCAAAGGAAUUGCCACCAGAUCUUCCCAAAAAUGUGAUGAUACAUUCUUGGCUACCGCAAAUUCAAAUUCUAAAGCACAAAAAUGUACAAGCAUUCGUCACUCAUGGUGGAUUAAUGAGUAGUUUAGAAGCAAUUUACUGUGGAGUUCCAAUGAUUGGAAUUCCACUUUUUGGAGAUCAGAUUAUUAAUAUAAAAUCUCUACAGGAACGAAAAAUAGCAACUUCAUUGAAUUAUAAAAACAUUACUGAAAGUGAAUUCACAAAUACUGUGAAAACCGUACUGAAAAAUACGGAAUUUAGAGAAAACGUCAAGAAGUUGUCAAAAUUAUAUUACGAUCGUCCUUUGAGUCCUCAGGAUACUGCAAUUUUUUGGGUCGAAUAUAUAAUAAGACACGGGAACGUUCUUCGUUCCCCAGCAAUCGAUUUAUCAUGGUAUCAAGUUCAAUUAUUGGACAUUUACGGUUUUAUAUUCUUGGUUAUCAUCCUUGUUAUCUAUCUUUUAAUAUUAAUAAUUCGCGGUCUAAUUAAAUGUGUUUUUGGUACAAAAAAGAGGAAUAACAAAGAAAUUCUUUCUAAAAAGAAGAAAUAAUAUUCAUUAUUUUAUAUUAUAUAGAAGAAAUUCUUUAAUAAUUAAAUACACUCGACUUUUUUUUAUAAAUUUCUUUUUCAAAUAAUUUUAAAUAGUAGAAUUUUUAAUUAAAUAAAUUUUGAAAUCUGUAAUAUCUAUAA